GCUUCUGUCACACUGUUUACAUUCUGCACUGCUUCCGACUUCCCGCGACGCAAACAAACUUCAGCAUGUUUGCUCGUCAAAUGUAUCAGCACUGAAGAAGCCACUGUCCUGCCAUGUCGAGUGGCUAUAAGCCAGAUAUCCUGUGGUCCCCCCAUCACGCAGACCGCUAUGUGAUCUGUGACAAUGAACUCAGUCUGUAUCGGAUCGGACCCGCAGGAAGCUCAGAAACCAAAGCUGGCGCCCUUCCUUUAUCCGAGGAGACGGCGGCCACGCUGCUGGCCAUCAACUCCGACACCCCGUAUAUGAAAUGUGUGGCUUGGUAUCCCAAACAUGAGCCGGAGUGUUUGCUGGCGGUGGGACAGGCCAAUGGCCGAGUCGCCCUGACCAGUCUGGGACAGAGCCUCAACUCUAAAUGUAAGGAGCUGAUGGGUAAGGAGUUUGUGCCCAAGCACGCCCGACAAUGCAAUACGCUUGCGUGGAACCCGGUGGACAGUAAUUGGUUGGCGGCUGGUUUGGAUAAACAUCGGGCUGAUUUUUCUGUCCUGAUAUGGGACAUCAGCAGUAAGUUUUCCCCCGAAGCAGUGCCCGCCGAGAAGGUUCGCAUGUCCGGGGACUCAGACUCGGGGCCAGUGGUGACCAAACCACUAUACGAGCUGGGUCAGAACGACGCCUGUCUUUCUCUCUGUUGGCUUCCGCGCGAGCAUCAGAAGUGUCUCUUGGCCGGCAUGCACAGGAAUCUGGCCAUCUUUGACCUGCGCAACACCAGCCAGAAGACGUUUGUGAACACCAAGGCCAUCCAGGGCGUGACGGUGGACCCUCACUUUCAGGAUCGUGUGGCAUCCUUCUACGAAGGCCAGGUGGCUAUCUGGGAUUUGCGCAAGUUUGAAAAACCAGUCUUCACUUUGACCGAGCAGCCCAAACCUUUGACUAAAGUGGCUUGGUGUCCCACUCGCAUGGGUCUGCUAGCGACGCUCACUCGGGACAGCAACAUCAUCCGGCUGUACGACAUGCAGCACACGCCCAUGCCGUUCGGCGACGAGGUGGAGCCCACCAUCAUCGAGCGGAGCGUGCAGCCUUGCAGCGAGAGCAUCAUCAGCAGCUUCGCCUGGCAUCCGUCGGCACAGAACCGCAUGGUGGUGGUGUCGCCCAACCGGGUCAUGAACGACUUCACCGUCUUCGAGCGCAUUUCGCUGGCCUGGAGCUCCACCACUUCGCUGAUGUGGGCGUGUGGGCGGCACCUCUACGAGUGCGCAGAGGACGCCGGACAGGGCUCAGCCGCUGCCGAAAAGGACAUCGCCACUAAGAUGAGGGAGCGAGCGCAGUCCCGCUAUGGCCACGACACCGUCCAGGUGUGGCGGAACCACUUGCUGGCCGGAGGAGACGACCCGCAGCUGAGGUCGCUCUGGUACACACUCCAUUUUAUGAAGCAGUACACUGAAAAUGUGGAGCAGAAGCAACAGAGCAAUAAACAGUCGCUCAUCUACUCGGGCAUCAAAAACAUUGUCAAGUCCAGCUCUGCCACUACAGAGACACGGCGGUGCUGGUCGGGUUCAGACAGGCAGACCGACGUACCGCGGUACCACAGCGAGGAGCGCAGUCUGGCCCUGCAGUUGUGUGGCUGGAUUAGCCGAGGGCCUGACAACGAUGUUGAACCCUUCCUGAAGUCUCUGGAGCAGGAGGGCGAGUGGGAGAGAGCGGCUGCCGUCGCCCUCUUUAACCUGGAUAUCCGGCGGGCCAUUCAGAUUCUUCAUAAAGGAGCUUCCUCAGAGAAAGGUGAUCUGAAUCUGAACGUGGUGGCCAUGGCUCUGUCGGGCUACACCGAUGAGAAGAACUCCCUGUGGAGAGAGAUGUGCAGCUCACUCAGACUCCAGCUGAAGAAGCCGUACCUGUGCAUCAUGUUUGCCUUCCUCACCAGUGAACCCGGCGCGUAUGACGGGGUCUUGUAUGAGAGUCGUGUUGCUGUCAGGGACAGGGUGGCCUUCGCAUGCAUGUUUCUAAAUGACGCUCAGUUGCCUCGUUACAUUGACAAGCUGACCAAUGAGAUGAAGGAGGCUGGUAACCUGGAGGGAAUCCUGCUCACGGGACUAACCAAAGAUGGAGUCGAUCUCAUGGAGAGUUAUGUAGACCGAACCGGAGACGUGCAGACGGCCAGUUUCUGCAUGCUGAAGGGCUCCCCAGGAGAGGUGCUGAAGGACCCUCGGGUGCAGUGCUGGAUCGAGAACUAUCGCAACCUGUUGGACGCCUGGAGGUUUUGGCAUAAACGGGCUGAAUUUGACAUUCAUAGGAGCAAACUGGAUCCCAGCUCAAAACCACUUGCACAGGUGUUUGUGAGCUGUAACUUCUGCGGUAAGUCUAUAUCAUACAGCUGCUCGGCGAUACCACAUCAGGGCCGUGGAUUCAGUCAGUACGGGGUCAGCGGUUCGCCCACCAAGUCAAAGGUCACCAGUUGCCCUGGCUGUCGUAAACCACUUCCACGCUGUGCCCUCUGCUUAAUGAACAUGGGCACCCCUGUGUCCAGCUGCCCAGCAAAAGCAGAUGAGAAAGCCGAUCUCACACGAGACAAAAAACUUGCACAGUUCAAUAACUGGUUUACCUGGUGCCACAACUGCCGGCAUGGUGGUCAUGCGGGUCACAUGCUCAGCUGGUUCAGAGAUCACAGUGAGUGUCCCGUGUCGGCCUGCACCUGUAAAUGCAUGCAGCUGGACACCACAGGCAACCUGGUGCCUUCUGAUAGUGUAUAAAGGCUUAUCUGCCUUCCUUUUCCAAGUUAAAUCUGCCAUGUUACUAGAAACCAGCUACCAACACUAGUACUGUAAGUGAUGAGGGGAAAGAUCUCACGGUUUCAGCAGUGAUCUGUACACCUCACUUGCAUUGAUGUCAACGACAGGUGUUCUAUUGUCACAGGAACAGUUAGGAUUAUGUUACCCAUGAUUAACUCACGCACCCACGGGCAGUUGUGCUUCCUGAGAAAAGUGUCCAUGUGAAUGUCUGACCAAAGCAUUUGGGAUUCAGGAGCAAGAAUUUCUAUGAAUAAAACUAUUUCAGUAUUGAGUUUAGAGACAGGAAAAGGGAUAUUACGAUCAUUUCAACAUGAUGAGUUUGAAUACAUGUGAGAAAUGUUUUGUUGAUGUCUCGUAGAAAGUGCUUUUACGUGGUCCAUCACUACUUCCAUUGCUUGCCUUCAUCAUAUUUCUUUAAAAGGAACCACCAUUGUAGAGGUGUUAUACAUCAGGUUAAGGGAAGCCCAGGUCAAGAGAAAUGAUUCUCACUGGAAAGUAGUAAAAAUUUUGUUCGGUUUGUUUUUUUAAAAUUGCUUUUAACAAAUAACACAGUGAUUUUUGUUGUUUAAAAUGUGUACUAUUAACAUUAGUUCUGGCUGAGUGUUGCAUUUUUGGAUCUGAAGGUAAUGUAAAAUGCUGUUUUGUAGUUCUUACCUUAAUUUAUUGCACAAUCAAUGCAACAACUAAACAUCCUAACUAUUUAAAUGAUUGUCUUUAUUUUUGGAAAAACAAAAAAGAACUUCCAUUGAGGACUAAUGUUAUUAAAACACUUUUCUGAAGGAG
Molecule: messenger RNA, 3563 nt
Organism: Pimephales promelas (fathead minnow)
Lineage: Eukaryota; Metazoa; Chordata; Actinopteri; Cypriniformes; Leuciscidae
Gene: mios
Product: missing oocyte, meiosis regulator, homolog (Drosophila)
Biological process (GO): cellular response to amino acid starvation; positive regulation of TORC1 signaling
Cellular component (GO): cytoplasm
Molecular function (GO): protein binding
Source: RefSeq, a predicted model, not a curated record